CUCUCGUUGAAAUUCGUGUCUUCUCGCGUGAAGAAGCCUGUCCAAGUUGUCGGUUUUUGUAAAUUUGCAAGAUCAUGUUGACACAAGUAGUUGUUGGAAGCCUGCGCUCCGCUGCCAGGAGAUGUGUGGCGACGACAUUGAGACGCAACAUUGGCAUGAGUGCCGUGGUGUACCAAAAGGUCAACAUGGACCCGAUUCAAAAAGCUUUUGUUGACAAGAUCCAUGCUUAUGCAACAAAAAGCAAGGCAGCUGGCGGCAAAUUAGUGGAGGUGACUCCAGAAUUUGAACAACAGAUGAAGUCUGAUUUGUUGAAAAUAGAAAAACAGUACGGAGCUACUGGAAAAGAUAUGACCAAAUUCCCAGAAUUCACUUUCACAGAUCCUGAACUAGAAAAAGUCGACCUUGGCCUAACACAGGAGGAGAUACAGGCACAAAUGGAAGCCAAGACGAAGACGAAAUUAACGGAGGAUGUGGAGGAAGGCGGUCAGGACGAGGAAAAUAUACCGUACUUCGAUAAAUACUAGAAAGAUGCCUAUGGACAUUUUGUAAAUUAGAUAUACUGUGUAGGCGCCAUGUAGCCAGUUUGCUGCGUCUGCUUCUGAUUGGCCUAUACACGGGAUAUGGACCUUUUGUGCAGGGGCCGCUCAACUGGCUUAAUAGCGUCAAGACAGUCAAUCAACUAUUUGUAGACAGCAGAUGGACUGUGGAGAAAAUGUUUUUCCUGACUUUUUGUAUCUUGAAAAAUAUAGUGCCUUGACGUUGUAGAGAUUUAUCAAUCCGAUUCAACUGGUUUGGCACACUUUCCCCCAAAGAAUUCUGACUACAUGUAGCUAUCUCGGAACGAGUUAAAUCCCAGACCCUGAUGUAUCGAUCUGAAUAAUUUUGGCCAGGAAUAAGUUUUCUCUCCAAGCUGUCGCAGUCUUCAAGAGUUGAAAUGAGUUGUACAGAUUGUAUGAAUAGUACGAGUGGAAGUACUGAAGUUACAGAGUGAGAAGAUUUGAAAACAGGCAAAGUGUAGAUUUUCCCCUAUCUGAUAAGUUCUAUAUGAUCGGAUAUGGAGUGUAAUUGAUUUGAACCAUCUUUGAAUCCAUCUGUGCAGUGACUCCUUUGUGUCAUAACAUCUUAAAGGAAUUGAAGACUUGUGACAUAAGUUAUGUAGCGUUGCGAUUACUUUGUGUAAAAUAAAUCAUAAAAGUUA
Molecule: messenger RNA, 1198 nt
Organism: Lineus longissimus
Lineage: Eukaryota; Metazoa; Nemertea; Pilidiophora; Heteronemertea; Lineidae
Product: ATP synthase-coupling factor 6, mitochondrial-like
Exons: 4
Coding region: 75-524 (149 amino acids)
Biological process (GO): proton motive force-driven ATP synthesis
Molecular function (GO): proton transmembrane transporter activity
Source: RefSeq, a predicted model, not a curated record